GCGUCCCCCCCCCUCCCCGGCCGGAGCGGGCCCGCUGCCCCCGCUGGGCCGCAGGUGCCGCAUCCCGGUGCGGGUCCCGCCCCCCACGGCGGGGCCCCCGGGCCGUGACGCCCCCCCAACAUCGGGGUCCCCCCACCCCCCACUGACCCCCCCAGCCGUGACCCCCCCCCCAGUAGGGGCCCCCUGCCCCACACUGGUCCCCUGGCCCGUGAUCCCCCCCCCACUCGCCCCCUGGACUGUGACCCCCCCCCGUUGGGGUCCCCCUGCCCCACGGUAGCCGCCUGGGCUGUGACCCCCCCCCACCCCACCCCCUGGGCCAUGACACCCCCCCCCCGUUGGGGUCCCCCUGCCCCACACUAUCCCCUUGGGCCGUGACCCCCCCCGGCAGCGUCCCCCUGCCCCACAGCAGGGCCCCCAGGCCGUAACCUCCCCCCCCACAGCAGGGCCCCCAGGCCGUAACCUCCCCCCCCAGGCCGUGACCCCCCCCCACAUCAGGGUCCCCCCACCCCACACACACCAACCCCCCUGGCCCAUGAUCCCCCCCCUCCACUAGCCCCUUGAGCCGUAACCCCCCCCCAGCGGGUCCCGCUGCCCCACACCCCCCCCCCGGGCCGUGACCCCCCCCCAGCGGGUCCCCCUGCCCCACACCCCCCCCCCCGGGCCGUGACCCCCCCCCAGGGCCGCGCUCUGACGGGUGUCACCCCGCAGGCAUCGCCCCCCCCCCCCCGCCGCCGCCAUGUCGUCGCCGCUGCCGCCGCCGCAGUACAUGUGCUGUGAGUGCGGGCUGCUGGCCGAGGCGCUGGAGGAGGUGCUGCUGCACCAGCGCGGCCACCGCCGCAGGGGGGGCCCCGCCGCCGGCCCCCCCCGCCGCUACCGCUGCCUCGACUGCGGCCGCCUCCUGCCCUCGCCCCAGGCGCUGCUGGCGCACCGCGGCCUGCACCCCCGGCCCGGCCCCCCCCCGCCGCUGCCGCCCCCCAUCCGCUACCAGUGCGGCGAGUGCCGGGCGCUCUUCGCCUCGCCGGCGCCGUGGCUGGCGCACCGGCAGAGCCACGCCGCCCCCCCGCCGCCCCCCCCGCAGCCCUACGAGUGCUCCGAGUGCGGCCGCCUCUUCGCGGCCCCCGAGGAGCUGCUGGAGCACCAGGGCGAGCACUUCGCCGCCACCGAGAAGGAGAGCGGCGACCCGGUGGCGGCGGCCGGGGAUCCGGUGGCGUCCGAGGGGCCGGUGAUGGCGUCCGAGGAGCUGGCGGCAUCCGAGGAUCCGGUGAUGGCGUCCAAGGGGCCGGCGGUGGCGUCUGGGGAUCCGGCGGCGUCCGAGGAUCCGGUGAUGGCGUCCAAGGGGCCGGCGAUGGCGUCUGGGGAUCCGGCGCUGCCCAAGGAUCUGGUGACGGCGUCCGGGGAUCCGGCGCUGCCCAAGGAUCCGGCGACGGCGCCCGGGGAUCCGGCGCUGGCGUCGGAGGAGCCGCCCAGCCCGCCGCCGCCCCCCGCGCGCGCCCCCGUCCCGCCGCCGGCCUUCGCCUGCCCCGAGUGCCGGCGCGGCUUCGGCACGGCGCGGCGGCUGCUGGCGCACCGGCGGGCGCACGGCGGGGGGGCCCACGGCUGCCCCAGCUGCCCGCGGGUCUUCAAGAAGGCGGCGUCGCUGGAGCAGCACCUGCGGCUGCACCGCGGCGAGGCCCCGCACCUCUGCGUCCACUGCGGCCGCGCCUUCGGCACCGAGGCGGCGCUGGCCCUGCACCGCCGCCGCCACCCCGCCGCCCCGCCGCACCGCUGCGCCUGCGGCAAGACCUUCGCCAACACCACCAAGUUCCUCUACCACCGCCGCACCCACGCCAAGGCCGGCGCCCCGCAAGCGCAGCCCCACGGCGGGCGGCGGCGCGGGGCGACAACGGCGGCGACGGCGACAACGGCGACGGCCCCGGAGCGGCGUCACGGCUGCCCCAGCUGCGGCAAGCGCUUCGCCAAGGCGGGGCACGCCCGGGCCCACCUGCGCACGCACACGGGCGAGCGGCCCUUCCAGUGCAGCGACUGCGGCAAGACCUUCGCCUCGCGCGCCAACCUGCGCCGCCACGGCCGCACCCACACGGGCGAGCGGCCCUUCCAGUGCGAGCUCUGCCGCCGCCGCUUCACCCAGGCCGCCAACCUGCGCCAGCACCGCCGCCGCCACGCCCGCGCCCACCCCCACCCCCACGCCCCCCCCCCGGCGCCGCCACAGCCCCCCGCCGCCCCCCCGGCGCCGCCGGAGCAGCGGGGCGUCGUCGCCCGGGGGCUCCGCGGCCAGAGCCGCCCCCGGCACCGGCACCUGCAGCCGCCCCAGCGCCGCGGCGGCGAGCCCCCCCCGGCCCCCCCGCGCACGCUGAUGUGCACGGAGCUGGGCGAGACCAUCGCCGUCAUCGAGGCGCCGGAGCCGCUGCCGCUGGCCCAGGCCCUGGCGCUCUGCCGGGCGGCGCUGGGGGGGGGCCUGCGCCUGGGGGCGGCGCUGGGGGGGGGCCUGCGCCACGACGCCCCCGCCUAGGGGCCCCCCCCGUCCCCCAAACCCCACCGUGGAGGGGGGGGAGCUGCCCCACGGCGGCCCCAUGGUGCCCCUGCCUAGGGGCCCCCCCCGUCCCCAAAACCCCACCGUGGAGGGGGGGGAGCUGCCCCACGGCGGCCCACAGCAGCCGUUGGUGCCCCACAGCAGCCCCCCAGUGCCCCAUGGCAGCCCCCACCCCCCAAAGUGGCCCAUAGCGGCCCCACAGCUGCCCCACGGCGGCCCCCAGCCCCCCACAGCAGCCCCCGGUGCCCCAUGGCAGCCCCCCGGUGUCCUGCAGUGGCUCCCUGGUGCCCCACAGCUGCUGCCGGUGCCCCAUAGCAGCCCCCCAGCACCCCAUAGCAGCCCCCCAGCACCCCAAAGUGCCCCACAGUGGCCCCACAGCAGCUGCUGGUGCCCCCCAGCUGCCCCCCAGCACCCCGCAGCAGCCCCUGGGGCCCCAGAGCAGGCCCUGGCGCCCCAUGGCUGCCCCCAGUGCCCCACAGCUGCCCCCAGUGCCCCACAGCUGCCCCCAGUGCCCCACAGCUGCCCCCCCGGAGCACCCAGUGCCCCCCAGCGCUUUUCCAUGCCAAUAAU
Molecule: messenger RNA, 3100 nt
Organism: Dromaius novaehollandiae (emu)
Lineage: Eukaryota; Metazoa; Chordata; Aves; Casuariiformes; Dromaiidae
Gene: ZNF526
Product: zinc finger protein 526
Biological process (GO): regulation of transcription by RNA polymerase II
Cellular component (GO): nucleus
Molecular function (GO): DNA-binding transcription activator activity, RNA polymerase II-specific; RNA polymerase II cis-regulatory region sequence-specific DNA binding
Source: RefSeq, a predicted model, not a curated record